AUGCCUAUUUACCAAAUCAAUUCUCCCCCAUUCAAACCACCUCAUAAAAUGACAUCAUCAAUCCCCAGACCAGCAGCAACAAUCCAAUCCCUCGACCACCUAGUCCUUACCGUCAAGUCCAUCUCCGCAAGCAAAGAAUGGUACACCAAAAACCUAGGAAUGAAGCACGAAUCUUUCGUUUCUGCUUCUACACCUGAUAUCACACGGCACUCAUUAAUCUUUGGAACCCAGAAGAUAAAUCUACAUGAGUGCGGAAAGGUUCGUUGUCUGCGUAUGACUGUGAAACAAAAGACCAAUAUAAGCUGACCGGGUACAGGAAUUCGAACCUAAGGCUCUUCAAGUACAACCCGGCUCUGCUGAUCUGUGUUUCCUGACAACAGAUCCUGUGAAAGAAGUGAGAAAGAGGUUGAUUGAAGCCAAGGUGGAGAUUGUUGAUCUUCGAGGCGAAGGUAAUGGGUUGGGUCUUGGGGAGGGUAUUGUGGUUAGAACGGGAGCAAGGGGACGAUUGGCGAGUGUUUAUUGUAGGGAUCUGGAUGGGAAUCUUAUUGAGUGAGUCUUUUAUGCUGUGGUUCUUAUGAUCCUUCUCUUGUGGGAAGAGAAGGAAAGAAGUUGGUAUAUGGCCAUUGUAUUGAUGACUGUGUAGGAUAUCCAAUUAUUCUUGAACGGCUGAAUGAUGGCUGAUAAAGGUGGUUCUCCCGAGAUUUCUAGAAUAUCAGGUUCCUUCAAAGCCAACUUCACUCUCCUCUUUCAACCACCCCUACUCACCGGCAGACGGAAUUCUUGAGGCUGUUAUCUUCAUAAUGAAUCCAUUCUCUUACCUAUUUUGGAAGUCAAAAGUUUUGUUGCACAUCGCACAGAGGUCUGCACCUUGAAAAAUCUACACCUGAGAGACCCCAAGAACGGUAAACGAAGCCUCUAACCCCCGACUUCGCCAGUUAUUAUAUAGUGAAUCCAACUCUCUAAC
This is a messenger RNA of Hymenoscyphus albidus, 964 nucleotides long. NCBI's taxonomy places the organism in Eukaryota, Fungi, Ascomycota, Leotiomycetes, Helotiales, Helotiaceae. The record is from the annotation of a GenBank genome assembly.